UCUCCUCCGUAGUCUUCAAUUGUUUUAAAGAUUUUGUGUAUCGAUAUCAAAUAAAAUGACUUUAACCCUGAGGAGAGUAUAUCACAUUGCAACAUUUAGCUGGUAUGCAUUUGUUGUGAAGAGCCUCGCUGCUAAGGAUGGAGAGCAGUUACCACCUGGCAUCUUUGUGUACGGGGGACCUUGGAAGUACCUCACUUUUUUGAAUGUAGUAAGUAUGAUACGGUGCAUAAAAAGGGAGCAAGUCUAUUGUGACACUUAAAAAAUGUAGUUUUGUUUGCUAUUUUUUCAGUUACUCCAAAUGUUUUUCUUUGGACUGGCUGCAGUGAAUGAUCUCCAUUGGGGGAAAUACAGCCAGACCCCACUAAACAGAUGUAAAGAUGUUAUUUUUGCUGUUUUUGCCUUCCCUGUUGGCAUGUUUGUUGUUCUGCUUUUCUGGACCAUCUUUGCCUUUGACAGAGAGUUAGUCUACCCGGCAACAAUAGACACCUUCUUCCCACCUUGGAUAAACCAUGCAAUGCAUACAUUGGUCCUACCUAUUCUACUUGGAGAACUUCUGAUGGAGCCACAUGUCUACCCACAAACAACACAUGCCCUAGUUACUCUGGGAGUAGUGGGCUUACUUUACCUAUUCUGGAUUCUCUGGGUGUACUUCUCAGUCGGGAUUUGGGUGUAUCCUUUACUUGGGCACUUCAGCAGUGUCGGUCUGGUUGGCUUCUUCUGCUUUAACAUGUCAGCUGUGACCUUGCUCUACCUUCUUGGACACAAACUCAACAGUCGUAUGUGGAAGGUACCCCUUAAUCCGCACUAACAGACAAAAGCCAUCGGGACACUCCUCUCGAUUACUUUUCAUUUGAGAAAAAAAAAAACAUAAGCCAAUUUAGUACUUUAGGUGGUAGCUCUUUGCAAAUGAAAAAUGUGUCCAUUAUAAAAAAAAAUAGUUUGAUAAACUUCCCUCAGGACAAAAUCAAUAUUCACAGAUAUACAAAUGCCAUCAAUGCAUAAUCAUACAAUGACGUGUGCUGCUCUAAUAUCCUAUUAAAUCAAGUGACAGCGACAUCCUGUGUUGGCCAUUUACUUUGCUACACAUCUUUUUUUAUCCAUGCUGUGGUGCAUUUCAAUUGUGGCAUCAUAACAGUCAAAAUGCAUUUCACAAAUGAUCA
Molecule: messenger RNA, 1160 nt
Organism: Entelurus aequoreus (snake pipefish)
Lineage: Eukaryota; Metazoa; Chordata; Actinopteri; Syngnathiformes; Syngnathidae
Product: androgen-dependent TFPI-regulating protein
Exons: 4
Coding region: 299-808 (169 amino acids)
Cellular component (GO): endomembrane system; membrane
Source: RefSeq, a predicted model, not a curated record